Messenger RNA from Symbiodinium natans, 1884 nucleotides. The record is from the annotation of a GenBank genome assembly. Lineage: Eukaryota; Dinophyceae; Suessiales; Symbiodiniaceae.
AUGGAAGCAAGAAACCUGCGAUGGCGGAACCUGUUGCGCCUGAUGGUGGCCGUGACAGUCUUGGUGGCCACUUUGCCUUUUCUGCUCUUCUACGCAGGCCAUCAUGCCCCGACCUGGCGAGGGGCUGUUGCCGAGUCAAAGCCCGUAAACUGGGUCGUGGUCGUCGCCGAGCAGUUCGACGCAGAGCCUUGGAACCGCGGUUUUACCUUCAAUGCUGGCCUCGUGGCUCUCCUUACCAACUUCUCAGGCAACAUCUCAGCCUACCGAAGCGUGGGCGACAACCGAUCGGGCUUCGACUGCAUCGUGAGCCAGGACAUUGACUAUCUGCCAGAUCCAGGUGUGGACUACGCAUCUUGCGAGGUUCCUACGCAGCUGAGCUCGGAGAUCGACCGCUACAACUGGAUGUCGCCUUCGCUCAACAACACUGGUGGGGUUAUCGGCAUGAGACUGGAGCACUGGCGCAAGAUCAACGGCUUCUCAAACAACUUUCAGGGAUGGGGUGCGGAGGAUGAUGAGCUGUUUCACCGCCUAAGACUAUCCAGCCUCCUGUACGGGGACUGCUAUCCCCAUUGCCACGAUCCCAUCAUCAGUCGCCUGAAAGAGCGUCACAAGAUUGGCCUGUCUAUCAAGAAGCCACCGCAUGGCUUUGGGAAAUUUCGCGGCCAGCACUUGCACAGCGCGAAUCACACCCGGCGCGUCGUGGACUUCCGGAAGUAUGCUCGCAACCUGCAGCUGGUAAAUGAGACGGCGCACGGGAGGCGCUGGGCUAUGGAAGGCCUCAACAGCCUACCACCUUUCCACCUUCUAGAAGUUGAGGAAGACCACAGCGACGCGCAGCGGGGCAUCACCUGCAUUCGUCUUCGGCUGAGGCGCGGCCCUGAAUUUUCCGCUCGCGAUGUACCGAUCGCCGUCCCACCUGGACUCUGUGGCGACGGCACGAGAGGUCUCCCACAGCGUUGGGCAUUGCACAGCCUGGGGUCCAAGAAUCGGUCCGAACACUUUCCCUGGGAUCUUCGAUCCCUUCGUGCGCGGGUGGCGCGACUCGUAGCUGCAGAUCCUGCGGACUGCCCGGAGGCUGCGGGGGCCAGCUUCCUGCUCCUCGAUCGCCGGUUCCAGCUCGCCAAAGUGUUUAAUGAGGAGGUGCCACACCUUCUGCAGAAGUUUCUUCGGUCAUUGACUUCGCCGCAAGAUGGGCUAGUCAUCGUCAAUCCCAAGCCGGCGCUCGCCAUCAUGAAAGCGUUUCAGGAUCGCGAAGCCUACCUGAGCGUCCCGUUGCUUUGGACCGUGUGCCAGAAGAGGUUGGACAAGCAUCUGAUGGACACAGUGCAUGUUGGCAUUGGCAGGGAGGCCUGUGGCGGUCCCUGGUCACCGAAACCAUCGCUGAAGGGGGAGUGGCUGACGUUUCGGACCCUUCCAGAAGCCUCUGAGGGUGCUAAGGCCAUUUACUUGUGUGAGAAUACUCGCAGCACACGUAUUGUGUUGUCAGAUGGCCCCAGCUGUCCCCAGGGUAGAGGCGGUUCGACGUGGCUACCGGUUGAAACCAUCUUCGUGCCGGAAGGAUCUGACUUCUGUGCCGGCCACCACCAGGUCAACCAAGAAGCUGCCCAGCUUGGCAUGUACGCCUACUCGCGCGUCCUCGACGCGCCCAACUGUUCCGGAGAUGGAUUUGUGCACGACUUCCAGUUUGGUGCGCUGGCGCCUCCGAAGCGUGUUCCGGCCUUGGACUCGGGCCGCUCGAGCCCCCAAGAACUGGCAGAGUCCUCCAUCAACCCACAGGCGCCACCGUUGUAUCAGCUGGUGCAGGAGGAUGAGCACUGUGAUGGCUUCCUCUGCCCUCACUUGCUGGACUUGAGCAGUUUCAAGUCGCAGUUCGCACUUGAUUGA